GUCAGUGCGUAAGCAUCAGUCUCGUCCUAAACGGUUGUUUUCGAAUCUCCCCGUACCGUAAAACAAGCCUUGCUCCCACGCUAUUAGCGGGAAAGAGAACUCCAGCACCGCAGCUCCGGAAGACUAGUUUUUAGACGCGGUCCCUCAGCAGCAAAUAGCACUGAGCGUCAUUCAUCAACCGCGCAGAGUGGUGACACCCCGCCAGAGCAAGACAACUACACAACCAGAAACGCGCAUCGUUCCGCGUGCAUCGAACAUACGAGCUCCUUGACAGUAAGCGCCAGUGAAACCUAUCAGAAGUAGGCCAGCAACGCCUCCGGUCGGAAGUAAAGUUGAACCCGUCGUGUUUAGUCCAGCAAGCAAACCCAAAGAAAUUAAAAUGAGUUCUGCGGACAAAAAUAGUGAAGUCGAGGUGGAGAACGUCGCCGCAGCGGAGGAGAAAGCAGAAACCAAGGAGGUGAAAGGAGUCAAGCGGCCCGCCGAUGAGAAAACCGCCGAAACGAAAAAAGUUAAGAAGGACGAAAAUGGUGCUGGCGAAGAAGAAGAAGUGGAGGAUGAAGGAGAGGAACUAGAGGGUGAGGAUGAGGAUUAUGACCUUCCAUACGGCGAUGAGGAGGACGAUAUUGAAGCGGAAGAUGAGGAAGAGGAAGAGGGUGAUGAAGUCGAAGGCGAGGAAGACGACGACGACGCGUAAUGAAUGAAAGUGCAUAUGUGAGAGUGAGACUAACAAAAAACAAAAACAAAAUAACUCUAGUAAUAGGUGAUUUAUUAUUUUGAAUUUGCGUUAGUGAAGCUGCAAGGAAGUAUAUGCAUCGAUGAAAACAAUUGUAAAGUUUGUUUGUGUAUAUAUUUUAUAAAAAAUGAGGAAAAACCAACAAAAAACGCGAACACACAGGACGACAGUGACCGAUCUAUAGAAAAGAGUAGGAGAACAAGCAGCGAUUGAAGUAUAGCCGAAAGUUGCAAAUCGUAAAGUAAAUAAGAAAUAUGCAAAACACUCUCCCGCUCCAUCAAUUUGAUUUACACGAAAGGAAAAAUCCACACAGCCAGCAGCUAUACAAACCAAUAGAAAAAAGGGCACGUUUUCGAGAUGCAUUAUUGAGUUAAAUUACACCCGCGAGGACAUCUUCUGGAUUUGAAGUGCCACUAUCUCCCAGCACCAUUGCUGCUCCCUUAAUCACUAGCAAGCUAGACACACUACACGGUGAUGUUGGAAAGAGAAUCUGGGGUGGCGGGAGCAUUUCUGUACUGUCGCGGGGAGCGAAGAGUACGAGAGAGCGUUACUCACAACAGCCAAAGCACACGGACCCGACGCUCACAGAGAGAUGCCUCGUGUGUCCAGCAAUGGUGGUGAUAGAAAUGGCGAAGCGUACAAGAUACAGCAUCUUAAGAUUUUCACAGCUCGCAGUACAGUAACAAGUUAAUGCAGCCCGUGUAACUCACAAGUCGCGCAGGUCACAUGCACACCCAACUGAGAAAAGGUAACCCUCCCCCCAUUAUAAUUCAUCCUCUCAGGACACUAUUUCUGAGGAAUGUCAGGUUGACAAUUUUUGGGGAAGGAGCUCUUGUUGUGUGCGAUGAAUUAACAGCAGCAGCGAAAGUAAAAGGAAGUAUGCAGAGAGAAGGAGAGAAAGAGAGAAACAAGAAUAUACAAUUAGUCAUUAAAGAAAUGGGUCAGAAAAAUACAUUUAACAUUGCAUAGGAGAUAUUGCAAACACACUGCUACACCACGCCGUUGUUGGUGAAAGUGGAAAAGAUGUACAGUGGUCAGACAGAACAUAAAUAACAGCAUUAUUAAUAUGGUGAGAAGAUAUCCAUACACAGUCAAGCGAGAAAACUAAAGUACAGUUAGUGACACUUGUGAUGGAUCUCAACUCAACUUAGAUUUGUGUACCAGACAAAUAAAUGAAGGGAGUCAGGCCGGCAUCAGGUGCAGUACACACCCACCAGGUGCUAGCUAGCCGAAACACCCCUCACACACGUGUCUACCCGGCAACGCACGCAUCCUAGGACAAGAUACUGUGACUUCUUUACUAUCACUACUCCUACUACUGAACAGAACCGAAGAAAAUAAUAUUGAAAGGACGUAGAACAGAAAAAAACUGAACUGACGAAAGACAGACUUGAGUAACAAGACGGUGGAGAGCAAGGUAAAUGGACGUUACAAUUGCAAAUAGAGCAAAAGGAAUAGAGGAAAGAUAGUAGCAUGGGAAAAUCGUGUAAACACAUUAUAACGGAAUCUGAGAAUCGCAUUAAUGAACAGUUAAACCGAAGAAACAUUCGGAAGUAGGAAGUCACAACCACAACCUAGUAGCAGCAGUAGUAUGUUCUUACAUGUUUUUGUUUUAAAAUAUUUUAGAUUUUUUUUUCGAAAUGAUAGAUCAAAAAUGAAAGAGUAUAUCCUUCUUUUUAAACACACCGACAAGAGUAAAAUUACUAGAUCACAUCAUAA
Anopheles nili is the source of this 2452-nucleotide messenger RNA. It is a transcript of the gene Bacc, whose product is annotated as bacchus. The record is from RefSeq and is a predicted model, not a curated record. The transcript is spliced from 3 exons. NCBI's taxonomy places the organism in Eukaryota, Metazoa, Arthropoda, Insecta, Diptera, Culicidae. The coding region runs from base 380 to 694 and encodes 104 amino acids.